Eptesicus fuscus (big brown bat) is the source of this 3519-nucleotide messenger RNA. RefSeq lists its product as uncharacterized. The record is from RefSeq and is a predicted model, not a curated record. Gene Ontology annotation, biological process: DNA integration; virion assembly. Gene Ontology annotation, molecular function: nucleic acid binding; RNA-DNA hybrid ribonuclease activity. NCBI's taxonomy places the organism in Eukaryota, Metazoa, Chordata, Mammalia, Chiroptera, Vespertilionidae.
AUGAUGUUGCCGGUGAAACCAGCUACCCCUUCCCCGCCGCCCUCGGCCCCUCCCGUCCUCCCGGACUCACAACCUGAUCUGAUCCUUUUAGACUCUCCUCUGCCCUAUCCUAGGUUAACAGGCCUCGUGGAGCCCUUAAUGUUCUCCCGUCAACCCAUUUGGGAUGGCUGUCAGCAACUCCUGGGAACCCUCUUCACCACUGAGGAGAGAAAUAGGCUCCUAGAGGCGCGGAAAAAUGUUCCCGGGCGGGACGGACAACCAACGCAAUUGCAAGACCGCAUUGACAACAUCUUCCCCCUGCGCCGACCGGAUUGGGACCCCAACGUACCAGAAGGUAGGGAGCAUCUGUCCUCCUAUCGCCAGGCUCUUGUGGCAGGUCUCCGGGCAGCCUCCAGGCGGCCCACCAAUUUGGCUAAGGUAAGGGAAGGCGUUCAGGGCUCCCCCGAAUCGCCCACAGUCUUUUUAGAGAGGUUAAUGGAGGCCUAUCGGAGGUUUACGCCCUUUGAUCCGCAAUCAGAGGAACAGAAGGCCUCGGUGGCCAUGGCCUUUAUUGGCCAAUCAGCUGCGGAUAUAAGGCGUAAACUACGGUGCCUUGAUGGGCUCCAGGAUUUGACUCUCAGAGACCUAGUUAAGGAGGCAGACAAGGUUUUUCACAAAAGGGAGACAGAGGAAGACAAGGCAUUGACUAAAAUCCUGGCCACAGUAGUUAGUAACACAAGAGAAAAGGGGGUUUUGAGGCCCUGCCAGUCAGCCUGGAACACACCACUCCUCCCUGUCAAGAAGCCAGGAACGGGAGACUACCGACCAGUACAGGAUCUGAGGGAGAUUAACAGUAGGGUACAGGACAUACAUCCCACUGUACCUAACCCCUACAACCUUCUAAGCACCCUCCAACCUGACAGAACCUGGUAUACUGUAUUAGAUUUGAAGGAUGCUUUCUUCUGUCUACGGCUUUGUGAAAGCAGCCAACCAUUGUUUGCCUUUGAAUGGACUGAUCCAGAGGCCGGGAUAGCGGGGCAACUGACCUGGACAAGGCUACCCCAGGGCUUUAAGAAUUCACCCACCAUUUUUGAUGAGGCCCUCCACCAGGACCUGGGUCCCUUCAGAACCCGACACCCGGAGGUGACUCUGCUCCAGUACGUAGACGACCUACUGUUGGCUGCACCGUCUCAGGAGGAAUGUGAGUAUGGGACCCAUUCCCUAUUGCAAGAACUUGCUCAGCUGGGGUACCAGGCAUCAGCUAAGAAGGCCCAGAUAUGCAGGCGGGAAGUAACUUUCUUAGGAUAUACUCUCCGGGAAGGCAAGCGGUGGUUGACGGAGGCCCGGAAAAAGACUGUUGUGCAGAUUCCCGUACCUGCCUCCAGGAAACAACUCCGAGAGUUCCUAGGGACGGCCGGGUUCUGUAGACUAUGGAUCCCGGGGUUUGCAUCAUUAGCUGCCCCACUUUAUCCACUUCUAAAAGGGGAUGCGGAAUUUUCCUGGGGGCCAGAACAGCAGCAGGCCUUUGGUGACAUCAAGAGGGCCCUAUUGUCAGCCCCAGCACUGGCACUCCCCGAUGUUGAGAAACCCUUCACCCUCUACAUAGAGGUGCGAGGAGGGACAGCCCGAGGAGUCCUAACCCAGACCCUAGGACCCUGGAGGAGGCCAGUGGCCUAUCUGUCCAAACGCUUGGACUCAGUAGCAGGAGGAUGGCCCCGCUGUCUUAAGGCUAUCGCUGCCGCCGCUCUGUUGGCUAAAGAUGCCGAUAAACUGACUUUGGGACAAAAAUUGACCAUCAUAGCCCCGCACGCUCUGGAGGGCAUUAUCAGGCAGCCCCCAGACCGGUGGCUCUCAAAUGCACGCAUCACCCAUUAUCAGAGCAUUUUGUUGGAUAAGGAUCGAGUAACUUUUGGGCCCCCGUCUACCUUAAACCCUGCUACCCUGCUCCCGGACGAAGCUGCGGAUCCAGUCUUGCACUCCUGCCAGGACAUCUUGGCAGAGGAAGCAGGAAUCCGCCACGACCUGAAGGACCUUCCAUUACCCAACUCAGAAGUAACCUGGUUCACGGACGGUAGCAGCUUCCUGCGAGAUGGUAAGAGACAUGCGGGGGCGGCGGUGGUCAGCAGAACUAAGACCAUAUGGUCAGCAGGGCUGCCAGAAGGGACCUCAGCCCAGAAAGCGGAGCUGAUUACUCUCACAAGAGCCUUAGAAUUGGCUAAAGGAAAAAAGGCUACCAUCUAUACAGACAGCCGCUAUGCAUUUGCUACUGCUCAUGUACAUGGGGCCAUAUACCAGCAAAGAGGACUACUAACCUCAGCCGGAAAGGACAUUAAGCACAAGGCUGAAAUCCUUAGGCUAUUGGCGGCAGUUCUGCUGCCCACCGAAUUGGCUAUAGUCCAUUGCCCCGGUCAUCAGAAAGGAUCAGACCCUAUAGCCGUAGGAAAUCGACGGGCGGAUGAAGAAGCAAAGGCAGCAGCUCUUCGAGGGGCAGGAGUUCUAGCACUAAUAACUGAGACCCAAGAGGAGAAUCUGGCACCCACAACUGUUAAAAGUAAGGAACAAUAGGCGACUUCCUACUUACAGCAUGUUCAUCAGCUCACUCAUCUAGGUGCCAGAAAAAUGCAAGAACUGCUGAGGGAACAACCCUUUUCCUUAGCGGCUACAGAAAACAAGAGGUUGACGGAACAAGUAGCUAAGAAUUGUCAAGCCUGUCAGGCUGUGAAUGCACAUCCAUCCCAAACCUCAGAGGGAAAGAGACUAAGGGGGAAUAGGCCUGGCCAAUUCUGGGAAGUGGACUUUACUGAAAUCAGGCCAGCCAAAUAUGGGUUAAGAUUUCUCUUAGUUUUUGUAGAUACUUUCUCAGGAUGGGUAGAGGCCUACCCCACCCGGAGGGAAACAGCCCAAGUGGUGGUAAAGAAUUAUGGAAGAAUUUUUUCCUCGGUCUGGACUGCCCCAGGGCAGGUAGAAAAAAUGAAUAAAACAAUCAAGGAGACCUUAACUAAAUUGACCUUGGAGACUGGCAUUCAGGAUUGGACCAUGCUCCUACCUUACGCCCUGUUCCGCGCUCGGAACACUCCCUCACCCUCCAUGUAUAACCUGACCCCUUUUGAGAUUCUGUAUGGAACCCCACCUCCAAUCUCAAAAAUAUCACCUGCCACAGAUUCGAACUUAUUACCCCAUGCUCCUCUGCUUGCCAGGUUAAAAGCCCUAGAGGGAAUCCAACGAUUUCUCUGGAAGCCUUUAGCCUCUGCUUACCAACCAGGAGACCUCAAGGUGCCCCACUCCUUCCACGUUGGAGACUCAGUGUUCGUGAGGAGGCACCAGACCCACAGCUUAGAGCCCCGGUGGAAAGGACCCUACGUAGUACUACUGACCACUCCAACUGCGGUGAAAGUAGAUGGCAUCUCAUCGUGGAUCCAUGCCUCUCAUCUCAAGCCUGCCCCACAGCCGGGACCUGAAUGGACAAUGGAAAGGACUGACAAUCCUCUUAAGCUUCGCUUUCGCCGUAAGCCCUUGCCUGCCCAGUCCGAUGGCAGGUAA